This is a messenger RNA of Chenopodium quinoa (quinoa), 1455 nucleotides long. RefSeq names its product protein FAR1-RELATED SEQUENCE 5-like. Gene Ontology annotation, biological process: regulation of DNA-templated transcription. Lineage: Eukaryota; Viridiplantae; Streptophyta; Magnoliopsida; Caryophyllales; Amaranthaceae. The record is from RefSeq and is a predicted model, not a curated record. The coding region runs from base 1 to 1455 and encodes 484 amino acids. The transcript has 6 exons.
AUGACGGAUGAUAACUCAACUAUUUAUCAUACUCGUCGUGUAAAUGAGUUGGGUAGGCUCCAAGAUGUAUUAUGGGUUGAUGCGAGGAGUCGGGUCGCAUAUGAGGAGUUUGGAGACGUCGUUUGUUUUGAUUCGACGUACUUGACCAAUGAAUAUAAACUCCCCUUUUGUAAUUUUGUGGGUGUAAAUCAUCACGGUCAAACGAUAUUGUUUGGAUGUGCAUUAGUUUCCCGCGAGAUCGUGGAAACAUUUGAGUGGGUCUUUUCUAAUUGGUUGAGGUGUAUGGGUGAAAAGCAACCAAUUUGUAUCCUAACGGAUCAAGAUCCGACGAUGAGGAAAGCUUUAAAGGCAACUAUGAAAGGAACCACUCAUCAAUGGUGUGUUUGGCACAUCACACAAAAAUUUUCCAAGAAGCUUGGCAAGCUUCCUAAUUAUGCCCAAAUUCACGAUGACCUUGAGAAUGUCAUUUAUGACAGACAUGAUUGCGAAGAGUUUGAGUCAAAUUGGCUCGAGGUUAUCAAGAAGCAUGAACUUGAAGACGAUGAAUGGCUGCAAGGUUUGUAUGAUGAACGUCAUAUGUGGGUUCCCGCCUUUAUGAAACAUCUAUUUUGGGCUGGAAUGAAGACAACUCAGCGUGUGGAGAGUAUUCAUAGGUUUUUUGAUGGGUAUUUGAGCAAGCACACUUUGUUAUUUGAGUUUGUGGAGAGGUAUUAUGAUGCCUUGGAGGUUAGAUUUACAAGUGAGAAAAAAGAUGAUGACAAUAAUGAGCGGUAUGUGCAUCAAGCUUACACGGACUUUCCAACUAAGUUGGUAUUUCAGAAGAUAUAUACGGAUGCCAAAUUUAAAGAGGUGCAAAGAGAGUGCAACCGUAUAAUAUACGUUAGUGGGAUUCAUAGAAAACAGAUUUCAGAUUCAUUAACCGAACAUGUGUUGGAGGACCGAGUUUGUUGUUGGUACUUUGAAUGUCAUGGCAUUAUUUGUCACCACAUCAUAAAGGUGUUUGAGAUGAGCAACUACUACGAGAUACCUGACAAGUACAUUCUUCAGAGGUGGAGAAAAGAUGUGAUUCAGAAGCACACAAGGGUGAAAGUUAUUUACCGUGACCCAAGCAAAACCGAGGAGGAAAAGGACUCAACUCCCUCAACUCAGAGACAGGGUAGCUGUGAUGGUGUGCAAGAAGAUGUUCCUGUGAAAGACCCACCCUUACCAAAGAGGCUUGCUCAUCGCACCAUGGAUUCCAGGUCCGCAGUAGGUAGGCUCAGUGACUUUGGAUUUUUUGACUGCAUAGAACAAUUAUAUGGAGCUAAUGUUGUUGGGUGUUUAGACCAGGUACCUCAUACUCAGAGUAUUCAGAACAUAGUACCUUACAGACCGCAGUGUGUGGGUGGCAUUCAAAUGCUGGAUAAGGAAGGCUCAAUUGGGUAUUUCACUUCCGUCGGUGGUGGAGCUCAAUAG